Myotis brandtii (Brandt's bat) is the source of this 7247-nucleotide messenger RNA. It is a transcript of the gene SACK1B, whose product is annotated as family with sequence similarity 83, member B. The record is from RefSeq and is a predicted model, not a curated record. Bases 61 to 3096 code for a protein of 1011 amino acids. The transcript has 4 exons. Gene Ontology annotation, biological process: epidermal growth factor receptor signaling pathway. NCBI's taxonomy places the organism in Eukaryota, Metazoa, Chordata, Mammalia, Chiroptera, Vespertilionidae. Gene Ontology annotation, cellular component: cytoplasm; membrane.
AUACCUCUUGCUACUGCACAAAUGGACAUUUGACAGUGCUGUUGUCAAGCACUUGCCAGCAUGGAGACUUCGUCGUUGCUGUCCUCAUUGAAUGAUGAGUGUAAAUCUGACAAUUACAUUGAGCCUCACUACAAGGAAUGGUAUCGCGUAGCCAUUGAUACGCUGAUUGAACAUGGGCUAGAAGCAUACCAGGAAUUUCUUGCCAAGGAGCGAGUAUCAGACUUUCUAGCUGAGGAAGAAAUUAAUUAUAUUUUGAAAAAUGUCCAGAAAAUUGAACAAAGUACAAUCCAUGGUACUGACAAUUCCUGCGAUGAUACCUCAUCUUCAGGGACUUAUUGGCCCAUUGAAUCUGAUGUGGAAGCUCCAGAUCUCGACUUAGGCUGGCCAUAUGUGAUGCCGGGACUCUUAGGGGGUACCCACAUAGACCUCCUCUUUCAUCCACCAAGAGCACAGCUACUUACAAUUAAGGAAACUAUUCGGAAAAUGAUAAAAGAAGCCAGAAAGGUCAUUGCUUUAGUGAUGGACAUGUUUACAGAUGUGGACAUUUUCAAAGAAAUAGUGGAGGCAUCAACUCGAGGGGUAUCUGUAUACAUUCUGCUUGAUGAAUCCAACUUUAAUCAUUUCCUAAAUAUGACUGAGAAGCAGGGUUGCCAAGUUCAACGUCUCAGGAAUAUUCGAGUGCGGACAGUAAAAGGCCAAGAUUAUCUUUCAAAAACAGGAGCCAAAUUUCAUGGAAAAUUGGAACAGAAAUUUUUGUUAAUUGACUGCCAGAAAGUUAUGUAUGGUUCUUACAGCUACAUGUGGUCAUUUGAAAAAGCUCACCUCAGCAUGGUUCAGGUCAUCACAGGACAACUGGUUGAGUCCUUUGAUGAAGAAUUCAGGACACUCUAUGCCAGGUCCUGUGUCCCCAGUCCUUUCGCCCAGGAAGAAUCAGCCAGGGUGAAGCACAGCAAAGCCCUGUGGGAGAACGGCACCUACCAGCGCUCACUCUCAUCCUUGGCCUCUGUUUCCAGCCAAAGAAACUUUCUUGCUAGACAAGACCAAAUCCAUAACCUAGAUGCUAGUUACUUCAAAAACAGAGGGAUAUACGCUCGGAAUGAACAUGACAAAUAUAGCAUGAGGAAUCCUGGAUACAAACCUCAUUUUGUUCCCAACUUUAAUGGUCCAAAUGCAAUCCGUCAGUAUCAGCCCAGUCAGAAUGAAAAUUGGAAGAGGCACAGUUAUGCCGGGGAACAGCCAGAAACGGCGUCAUACCUGUUGCUGAACAGGACCAUGAAUCGAACCAUCAAUCCUCCUGGUAACUGGAAAAAGCCUUCAGAUAGUCUGAGUGUGGCAUCCUCGUCCAGGGGAGGCUAUGCGAGCCACCAGGUCACCCCUGCCCAGAGUUUUGGCAAUUGGCUUGCCCAGAGGAAAACGACGCAUCUUGCAGAGAGGAAUUCAAAUGUGCGGAGGUCUUUUAAUGGGACAGAUAAUCAUGUUCGCUUUUUGCAACAACGAAUGCCAACCCUUGAAAAUACCACGAAGUCAUUCCUGCGUAACUGGAGGAUCGAAUCCUACUUAAAUGAUCAUUCAGAAGCUGCACCUGAUUCUAAUGGAUCGGCGCUAGGGGACCGGUUUGAGAACUAUGGCAGUUCUGAGAACUUGAAAGCCAGCACCCUUUAUACACAUCCGCGGCUUCGUCCCUCUUUAGUGUUUAAACCAACUUUACCUGAGCAGCAAGAAGUUAAUAGUUGUACAACUGGCUCUUCAAAUUCAACUAUCAUUGGUUCCCAGGGAAGUGACACACCCAAGGAGGUCCCAGAUACCCCUACAAGUGUAGAGCAGUUGACAGAUGAACCCUUGCCAGAAUCCAUCCCCAAGCUACCAUUGCAGGCAGAGUCGCCAAAAAUGCACACCUUGCCGACUCCCGAAAACCACUCAGCAGUCUUAAACCAAACUACAGAUGGCCAUCCAGAGUCAAGCAACUAUUUAUAUACAAACUUGUGUGUAAAUAAGCAGACAGAAAACCUAAAGAAUCAACAACAAAACGAGAAUCUGCUUAAAAGGCGAAGUUUCCCAUUCUUUGACCACUCAAAAGUCAAUUUAGAUCAUGGAAAUAAUAAGCAUUAUGUUUAUAGUACACUUACCAGAAAUCGAAUUAGACAGCCUGUAAAACCCAAAGAGGAUUUGCUGAAAAGUUCUAAAAGCAUGCACAAUGUGACCAACAGUGUGGAAGAGGAGGAGGAGGUGAUCCAGGGAGACCCUCCGAGUGGCGCAGCUACCAAGUCCAUUUCCAUCGCUGCUUUGCUUGAUGUGAAUAAAGAGGAAUCUAACAAAGACCUCACUUCAAAGAAAGAAGUUAAGGGUUCCCCAAGCUUUUUGAAAAAGGGAUCUCAGAAGUUAAGGUCAUUACUUAGCCUUAGCCCAGAAAAGAAAGAAAAUUUAUCCAAAAAUAAAGCAUCUCCCUUUUAUAGAAUGUGUAGUAGUUCUGACACUUUGGCUUCUGAGGCUGAAGAGAAUCAAAACCCCAAAAAGUCAGAACCGAAAGCUGAGUUGUCUCCUAGAAGAAAGCGUGGUUCCUCAUCAAACUCUCAAGGCAGCAUCCACAAGAGUAAGGAGGAUAUAACAGUUAGCUCCUCUCAGGGGAGAAAUUCUCCACCCGAUGAAAGUAAUGAAAUAAUGCCUUCUCCAAGUCCAGUUGAAAACAAGUUCUUAGAAAGGCCAGGGGAUGCCUCUGCCCCAAGAUUUAACACAGAACAGAUCCAAUACCGAGAUUCGAAGGAGAUUAAUAGAGUUGUUGCUCCUGUAAGAAAACCAGCUCCUCCUGUAAGGUCACAGCCCACUGAGCUUCUAAGAACUCAGUCAACUGACCGGCGCAUUUACAGUCGUUUUGAGCCAUUUUGUAAGAUUGAGAAUUCUAUUCAGCCAACAAGCAGCAUGUCAAAUAGCAGUAUACACCGCCCAGAAAUAAAAUCCACAACUGUGGGCAAUAGCUAUGGUCGGUCCAGUCCAAGGCUUGCUUACAACACUAAUGUUUACCACACAUAUCAGCCAAAUGAAAACAAGUUUCGAGGAUUUAUGCAAAAGUUUGGAAACUUCAUAAACAAAAAUAAAUGAAGUAUUAUAAUUGCCAGUAGAUAUUAAAAUACAAAAUGAAUGUGGCUAUGAUUAUUUGUCCAAAGAACAUUGUGGACAGUUUUUGUAAAUGCCAAUAGAGUUCUGUGAGGCAGGAUUUGGGGUAUGAUGUAUAUUUUUACCAACAUACUGUGUACAGUAAAGUUAUUGUUUAUGAUGAAGUUAGUUGUGCUUAAUUAUGCCACCAUUGGAAUGUCUCUAUAAACAUGUAAUUUUUAAAUGGUAAUGGUAAAAAAUGUAAUUGUUUUCUUCAGAAUGAAGAUCUUCUUAAGUCUUAACUAGAAGCUUUAGUGGAGAGAUGGUGCAUGGGUUUUAACCAUUUAUUGCAAAGUCAUUCCUUUUAUAAAAGGAUCCUAAUACUCUCAGUGGCCCACAUCUUUGUGGGGUUUUCAUAACUUCAGAUUAUGAGAAAAUAAGACAAAGCCUUUUUUGUUUUAAUUGCCUUUACAUUUUACAGGAUAACUUGUUAUAUUUUAUUAAUGUUGUAUUACUUUUUCUGUGGGGCAUAUACCACUGGUGGGUAGCACAAUAAUAUUUAAACUUUAUAGAUCAGCAUAUUUUUUAUGUUGCCUGAGGGUGUUUGCAAAGUUUCAGCCUCAUGUAGUACAAGUAUAUCUUAGGAAUGUGUCUUCCUUCCAGGAUGUGCUUCUUCCCACCCUUUCCAGGGAGCCUGGACUUCACUUAUCCAUCAGCUGCUGAGCUUUUAUAGUCAUUUCUUCUUUCAAACGAAUAGCAAGGCAGCAGGAAUUGAAAAGCCCGAUGUGCCCCUCCCCUUUAUAUACUGUAAAAUAAACUUUUAGAAACAUAAAUUUCUACAUAAUUUUUUAUCUUAAGAGGAUGACAGUACUUAAGUGUCUUGCUUGCAGAAGUCUUUGCUCUUUUUUUAUGCUGUGCCAAACACCGGGUGACUUGGCAGUGUUUUCAUAGGAAUGCUGUGAUGAAUAUGGGGCGUGGUACCUGGUCUGUUCUUUCAUGACCCUUGGACCUGCUUGAAGGUGUUAAGACUUCCUGUGUCAAACUCUCCAGGCAGCAUCCACAAGAGUAAGGAAGAUGUAACAGUUAGCUCCUCUCAGGGGAUGGGGCUGGAUAGGGCAAUAUUUUAUUGUUUUAAAAAUUCAAGAUUCAGACAAAUAUUAAUAUAUGUUAUGAGAUAAUGAAAAUAAUGGCAUUAAAAUAUCUCUGCCAUUUAAAUAACUUUCCUCGGUAUUUUCAAACCAUGAUAAGAAAUACAAUGGGAGAAGUAAUGACAGUCAGGAAAAGAAAACAGUUACUGAGUGCUUACUUAGACCAGGUCUUGAGCCUGAACCUAAAGUCACCACAACAUUUUGUGGGUUAGCAUUACCCUCUUUAUUUAUAGUUGAUGACUAAGGUGAUAAUUGAGACAUUUCAGUACAAAGAGAUAAUGCCCCAAGUCACAUAAUUAAUAAGUAAUGGUACUAAAGUGUCUAUAACAUACUGUCUCAUCACAUUACCUCCAAAAUAUGUUCAACUUUUGCCUUACCCAAACUAUUAGGGAUUAAAUGAGAAAAAUGUUUAUAUUUCCUGACUCAAGAGCAAUCAAUCAAAAAGGAUUUAGUUGAAUGCCACCAGACAACAGGACACAUGGGGCUUAAAAUAGUCAUAGUAGUUGAGAUUAAGGAAUAAAAUUGAGAUUGACGUAUGAAUGUAACCCAGCAGGCCAGUUUUAAUUGCUGGGUAGUCAUUUUGAUCCCUUUCCAGUUGACCUGUGACAAUGAGAGAAAGGGAAGAGGAACCAUUGGUGAGCUUCAACCUGAUUCUGUACUAGAGAAAGAAGCCCAUUAGGGUAGGAAGCUAGGCAGGGAAUGGAACUCAGGGUUAGUUAAAUACAUGAUCUAGUUGUAUAUCUUGUGGCGGGCAGCUUAGACUUUUGCACAGCAGAUUUAUUCUCUGACUUUUUUUUUUCCUUUGGUUGUUUUCCUUCUCUAUUUUUUUUCUUCAGAAAUAUCUACGUGUCAGAAUCAGGCUGAUCUAUAAAGUUUAAAUAUUAUUGUGCUACCCACCAGUGGUAUAUGCCCCACAGAAAAAGUAAUACAACAUACAACUAGAUCAUGUAUUUAACGAACCCUGAGUUCCAUUCCCUGCCUAGCUUCCUACCCUAAUGGGCUUCUUUCUCUAGUACAGAAGCAGGUUGAGGAACCCUGGGAAAUACCUCCUUUUUGCAAAUAAGAAAACUAAGCCUCAAAGAAGUUACAUAAUUUGCCAAGAGUUACACAGCUCUUAAUUGGUAGAACAGGUUUAAACACAAAAGCUUAUAUUUUUAAUACUAUACUACACCAUACCCUACUGGCUUCUUAUUCCUCUCUGCUUGAGGAACCUCCUUUGAAAGGAAUCCCUGUCUUUUGCUCUCUUUACAAAUUGCAAAACUAUAACAGUAACUCUACAGCAAUAGCAUUUUAUAAACACAAAUUCAGAAUAUAAUAUUCAGUUUAACAUCAUUCACAAAAGCGGAUUUUAAAACUCUCAUUAUAACUUAAGGAAUUCCCAAGUACUACAACAUAGGAUUAUAUUAUUUUGGUAAAGUAAAUGUAAUAGAAAGUUUUGCACAUUUUGUCAUAAAUUAAUAGCAUAAAAAUAAAACUUUGAGGCGGAAGAGCCAUUUUCACAAAAAAGACAGCCAAGUAUAUUUAUAAAAAAUGAAUUAAAACAAAACUGAAAUAUGCAUUUCCUUGUAAUCAGAAGAGGAAUUCAGCUGCAAUAAAGCUGUUUCUAAUUGUUAGUGGAUUAAUUUUUAGAGUCAACUAGAAGUUGUAUGCUCUUCAGAUAUUUAAAAACGUUAGCAGAGAGUAAAAGAGAUUUGUAAUUUUGCUCUUAGAAAAAUUGACGUCUGUAAUUCUGGACCCACAGUUAACCAAACCAGAUUGACUUUAAUAUCUGACCCAUUCUAAGUUACUAUUAGAUGGGGCAUGUUUCAGAGAUAAGGGGGUAGUUGGCUAAUUGUCUUUAGGCCGCUCUGAAAUGGCAAAUCCUGAAAAUUUUGAGCAACGUAAUUUUAAAGCUGAAAUUACAAAAAGACUAGUGUGUAGAAGAUCAUGUUUAAUUACAAGCAAGAGCUGGUUGCCUUUCUGUGCAGCCGCUGCCAUCGCUUCUGGAAGCAGUUUUUACACAGUGUCUGAGCUCCUCCUCUCCCUAGUGACACUGUAAGCACAGGAUGCUUCAUUUCAUCCGCUCGUGGCGGGCAGCUUAGACUUUUGCACAGCAGAUUUAUUCUCUGACUUUUUUUUUCCCUUUGGUUGUUUUCCUUCUCUAUUUUUUUCCUUCAGAAAUAUCUAUGUGUCAGAAUCUGUGCAGAGUAACUUUCCAAAGUUUCUGUGGCUGAGAAACUCCUCAAGGUUAAAACUGAGCAAGCACACAGUACUUCCAAUAAUUUACAGCCACUCCAAACUCCAUGGAUAUAUUUAUUUCAAGCAAUGUAAUUCAUUUUGCUCCCAAAUGAAUAUUGGCAGAAAGAUAAUGUCACGUAAGAGUAUUUUCAUAUAAAAUUUGGUAAGGUCAUUUUUACUCUCUACAUCCUACAUUAAUUUCUGUAAGCAGAAACUCAAGAAAAUUGGUGUGAUUUCAAAGUAGUUCUUGGCAGGUAGCUUCAGAAUAGUUUAAGUGCCUGUAUCCUGAGCACAUUGAUAUCUCUCUGUCAUAAAGAUCAGGUUAACCUCAGUUCUGAUGUGCUGUGUCACAGUAUGCUAUGUGUUGCUAUUCUCACCUGUGGAAGCAAAUACCUUGUUUAAUCAAGAUGGCAUCCACUGUGAUCUAGAUAAGCAGGAAGAAGAUUGAACUCUGCAUUAACUUUAACUUUUCUCAGGAUUAUCUAGUUAUUCAACUUUUAUUCCACAGAUAUUUGUCUUUUGUGAGUAUCUGUCGUUCUUAAUGUGCCUAUGGAUAAGGGAUGUAAAGUAGAAUAACUUUUUAUAUAGACUAUGUGUGAUGCUGUUUGUUUUUAUAAAGUUUACCAUAAUAUUGAGUUUGGUUCUAGAAUAUUUAAAAUAAAAAGGAUGGAAUUAUAAACCAAAAAGUCAAUUUUUAAUAUAAAUACAAUGUUAGCAAAGAAAUAUUCUUCCAAAUUAACUUUGUUUUUAGAUCUAAUAAAAGAAUAUUAAAUAAUUUUGUACAAAUAUCAA